GCUUCUGACUUUCUUUUAGCUGUUGUUACCGUGUUCACGCUAGUUGUCAGUUUCCUCUCAGGCAUCAUGGCAAGUCAGCGGCCUCCCUCAAGCAUAGGCCGUCCAAUGAGCCGUAGUGGAUCUGUGGUCCCUGGUGCUGGAAGACCCCCAACAGCCAUCCGACCUCCUCCUACAGCCAUACGUGUCGCAACUGGGAUGGUUCCAGGUACAAGUGGUCAUCCUGGUAUGAGGGGCGGGAUCCCAGUUGCCACUCCUGGAGUCCUGUCAGCACAGAUCAAAGUGACUGACCGGCCUGUCACCCAACAGGGGCUCAGUGGGAUGAAGACUGGCAUGAAAGGACCUCAAAGACAAAUUCUGGAUAAGUCCUACUACUUGGGCCUUCUCAGGAGUAAGAUCACUGAGUUGACCACAGAGACCAGCAAACUGCACAAAGAGAUUGACAACUACAACCAGGAGAACUCUGUCUACCUCUCCUAUGAGAAGAAAGCUGAAGGCCUGGCUGCAGAGAUUAAGGAUUUGCAAGGCCAGCUUGCUGACCACAAUAUGCUGGUGGACAAGCUCAACACCAACACAGAGAUGGAGGAAAUGAUAAAUGACUACAACAUUGUGAAAGCCCAGAAUGACAGCGAGGCUGAAAGCAUUGACAGCGUCUUCACUGAGAGGAGGGAGAGAGAGGAGGCGAUCAGGGCGGUUGAAGAGGAGAUAAGGAGGGAAAGGCUGGUCGCUGACGAGGUUGUCCAAUCAAUGCCAGCUGCAAAGCAGGAGAAGUAUUUCACCAUGGCAACAGCCAAUGAGGAACUGCUACAGGAGCUAACUGUUCUCCAGGAAGAGCUGGACAUUCUGAUAACCAGGAAGGAGGACUACGAUGCAGAGCUGGCCCACUCGCAGAUCAAACAGGAAGUGGUUCGGCUUCAUGAGACUCUGUCAGCGCUGGAGUCAAAGCGUGACGCCAUGGAGGCCGAGCACAGGAGUCUGGGUUCACCGCAGGAGCAGAGAGAGAAGUUAAUCAAACAGGUGAAGGAGGACAACCAGGAAAUCGCCAGCAUGGGGAGACAGCUCACGGAGAUCAGAGAGCGGACCAGACAGAUCACAGAGGAGAUCCGACAGCUGGAGCAGGACUCGGAGGAGGCUCAGGGGGAGUGUCAACAGAAAUACAAAGAGCUGAGGAGGAAAGAGGAGGAAAUCGACCGCUUCCUGGAGUUGUUUGAGGAGUCCAGGGCUCAGGAGCAGGAGAAGAUGACACAGAGCCAGGAGAACAUCGUCUCCCUGUUGGAGCACUGCAGCAGGAACAUGUUGCGGCUACGUCAGGUAGAUACAGUGACGGCCAGUGAGCUGAGGAACAUGCAGGAGGUGCUGGUCAGCAAGGAGACCGAGGUGGUCCAAUCAGAGAGCACUGCCCGGGGACUGACCACAGAGUCCCAGCGUCUGCAGCAGGACCUGGAGAAGGUGCAGCAGCUGGAGGGGAAGAUCACAGGAGAGCUCAGCACCCUGAAGGAGCGAGUGAGCACCAUGGAGUCAGAGCUGCACACCUACCGAGACCUGGACACCCUGAGACACACAGCAGAGGAGAAGAAGAAGAGACUGCAGGAGGACCGGGUUUCACUGACUCAGCGUCGGGAUUCCUUCAAAGAGCUGCUGCAGGAGAUGAACCAGAAAUAUCAAGCUCUGAAGACCAAGCUGCAGGAAAACGAGACUCAUGCUCAGCUGGCUAACCUGGAAAGGAAGUGGCAACACUUGGAGCAGAACAACUUUGUAAUGAAAGAGUUCAUCGCCUCUAAAUCCCAGGAGAGUGACUACGCCUCAGUUGCCAAGAACGUCUCUCAACAAGUGACUGAGUACAACAAGUCUCUCAUAGACUCACUACAGAACAACAGGAGUUGAACACACACAAAAAGCAUUUAACACAGUCUGUAGUCUGACAACACUGCAGUCGGUUAUCACAACCCAUUUCAGUGAGAUGGAUGAACACAUAAGUCUGUCAGCGAUACUGACAAAGCGUUGAUGUGCCAUCGUUUAUUUGUUUCUAGUAACUCAUUUGUUAGAAAGAGAUAUAUUGGCACCAGUCAUCUUUAAAGUCCAGUUAAUCGUCUGUGAAAGUGGCUCUGGUUUGUAGCUGCUUGUUGUUCCUGGAAAUAUUUGAAUGUCUGUUUUAUUUAUCUACUAUAUUUUGUAUUUGAAAAUACAGGAGAUUCCUUGUCACUACUGUAGUGAAUGUAGCUUCAAAAU
This is a messenger RNA of Seriola dumerili (greater amberjack), 2226 nucleotides long. RefSeq names its product intraflagellar transport 74 (gene ift74). Gene Ontology annotation, molecular function: beta-tubulin binding. NCBI's taxonomy places the organism in Eukaryota, Metazoa, Chordata, Actinopteri, Carangiformes, Carangidae. Gene Ontology annotation, biological process: cilium assembly; intraciliary transport involved in cilium assembly. The transcript has 20 exons. Gene Ontology annotation, cellular component: intraciliary transport particle B; cilium; centrosome. The record is from RefSeq and is a predicted model, not a curated record. The coding region runs from base 67 to 1881 and encodes 604 amino acids.